This is a messenger RNA of Aspergillus viridinutans, 969 nucleotides long. RefSeq lists its product as uncharacterized. The transcript has 6 exons. NCBI's taxonomy places the organism in Eukaryota, Fungi, Ascomycota, Eurotiomycetes, Eurotiales, Aspergillaceae. The coding region runs from base 1 to 969 and encodes 322 amino acids. The record is from RefSeq and is a predicted model, not a curated record.
AUGUCUUCCCAGCAGAUCCUGCCCUCGGAGACCAUCAUCCACCGAUAUGGUAGCUCCUUAGCCGGCAAGACAAUCCUGAUAACCGGCGUAUCCGGCGACUCUAUUGCCGGCGAACUGGCCAUCCAACUAAGCGCUGCAGCCCCCCAUCUCCUCAUCCUCAGCGCUCGAGCCGAGGAAAGAGUCACCCCCGUCAUCGAGAAAAUCAAAUCCAUAGCCCCCAGUGUCAAUACCAGAUUCCUCAAAAUGGAUCUGGGAGACAUGAGCAGUAUUAGAAAGGCGGUUGAGACCCUUCACGAUAUCCCGAAGAUCGACCAUCUCGCUUGUGUUGCGGGUGUCAUGGCUACUCCGUAUGGAACUACCAAGGAUGGAUUCGAGACGCAGUUCGGGGUGAACUAUUUGGCCAACUUUCUGUUGGUUAAGUUGCUUCUUCCGAAGGUAAGGGCUGCCGGAGCUGGAUCGUCCAUCAUUAUUGUUGCAAGUAGUGCAGCCAGGAGUGGGAAGGUUCAUUUUGAGGAUGUUGGCUUUAGUGAAGGCAAAACGUAUGAUCCUCUGGUGGCAUAUAACCAAUCCAACGCUGCCCGGGUGCUGUUUGUGAAGGCGCUGGCGGAGAAAUUGGGAGAUCAGGGAAUUCGAGUCUUUAGCAUUGAUCCUGGUGCUGUCCAGUCCGGCCUGCAACGCCAUUUCACGCCAGAAUUCCAAGCAAUGGUUGCGGGGGCUAUGGCUUCUGGAGGCCUGGUCGACCUUGACGGUAGGCCGAUCGAAAUGCCCCCGUGGACCACAAAGUCUGAAGGCGCCGCGACUAUUAUCACGGGCAUGAUUGACCCUACCAUCCAAGGACAUAACGGGGCCUUCCUCCACAACAACGCCGUUGCCAACGACGAGUUGAAUAGCCACACUCGCAAUCACGACAAUCAGGUGAAGCUGUGGGAACUUAGUGAGCAGAUGCUUCACGAGCCAUUUGCUGUUUAA